AUGAAGAAAUUUUUCUUUUUCCUCCUCUGUAUCUUUUCCACGGUGAUUCUUGUUCUUGGUGUAGCCGAAGAAAACGACGGCGUUCUCGGUAAGAUAAAAGCGGGUUUAGAGUACGCCACGAAUUAUCUAGAAGCUGCAAAGGAUAUCGCUGAUCUGGUAGCGAAGAGUUUAGGUCACAAACAGAAAGACAGACGCGGAGAAAAUUUCGAGAAGAAGGAGAAAGGAAGUUUCGGUCCUUCCAACGUAAUGUCCGCAUUUUUCCGACUUAUCGGAUUAGACUCGCAGAAAGUCACAGCCAUUGCUGUGAACAGUGUGAUAUUUCUCGCUCAAAUGAUUAGUUCGUUGUUCGAAUUGAAACCACCGAAGGAAAAUAUCGCCAGAAAUUUGGACGACGAGAUUGACUCUUCGUCGUGGGAUCCAGCUAAGCUCAUCAUGGAGAGCAAAAAUGAAAAAGUGAGUCAUUCUGAAUCGGAGAAAAAAAAAAGAACGUAG
Molecule: messenger RNA, 492 nt
Organism: Habropoda laboriosa
Lineage: Eukaryota; Metazoa; Arthropoda; Insecta; Hymenoptera; Apidae
Exons: 3
Coding region: 1-492 (163 amino acids)
Source: RefSeq, a predicted model, not a curated record